AGUGAAUUCAACAUGGCGGACGAAGGCGAAAGUUUACGAAUCAGUGACAGUUUAUUUUAGGGUUCUCGAUGAAAUAUGUCCGUUUUGUAAUCGACUGAAACAAGAAUAUGUUUUUCUAGAAGCAAAAAAAUUGAAGACGAGAGAUAAUUAUUCCAGAUGGUGGGUAUUUGUUUAUCAGAGUACACAUGUUCCCAACACUGCCUUGCGUUAGCUUACGAGUAAGUUUGUUGACGUUGUUGUGACUUUAACUGGGAACUUCAAAUACUUUCAUCAUUUUAAUUUUUUACUUGUAAUGAAAACUACCAAAUUCAUUAAAUGUUACAAUACCAACCAAAAAAAAAAUGUUUGAUUACCGUAAGUAAAUUAGUUUUCAUUGUCAGUAUCAACAUACAGGCAAUCAGAUGCAGACAUGGUUUUCUUUUAAGUCAAACAGCACAGAUAGUUUUUUUUUACGAUAUUGGCAUUAAAAACCAGUUUUUUUAAAUGUUUAUUCAAGGACGUCAACAAAAUCAGUAAAGGAGAGAUGAGCCUUUGUUACAAAGGAAAAGUUAUAUUAGCACCAAUGGUUAGAGUUGGUACUCUACCAAUGCGACUCCUUGCUCUGAAAUAUGGAGCUGAUAUUGUUUAUGCUGAGGUAAGUGUGCCUUGAAUACCUUAGAGCUUUUUACUUAUGCUUGUGAGAGACAAUGGCGUAAUGAUUGGUAAAAGGUGGUGUAAAUGUGCAAGAUUUGCAAAAUCUGAGCUUGGAUCAGGGGAAGGUCAACAUGUCGUGUUCAUAAAGAGUGGCAGAGGGUUCUUACGUGAGGCAUGAUCAAACCUAAAACUAAUAUUAAUGAUUUGCCUCCUGCAAUAUACAUGACCUGUUAAUUUUUUCCUUCAUUUUGAGAAAACUUUGAGAUUUCCCUGAAACCUCACACACAAGAGGAGACAUUUAAGUUUUGCUCUUCAAAUGUGUGCAUAAAUGCUGCAUAAAGUAUACAUGAUGCAUGAAUUGUCUAAAAUUUGAGCAUGAAUUGGAAUCAGGAACAUCCCUUCCAUCCUCUACUCCCUCCCCCUACCCCUCACCCCUUUGCUUCCCUUAACAGCAGGAGAGUUACUUUCACCAUUCCUCUCUCUACUUGGAAAUAAUGUUACUUGUGAGUGGAUAUCAGUUCCAAAGGAAUUGGAUGAAUGGCUUUGUGGUAACUUAUAAAAGACUAAGACAUGAUCUUUUGGAAAGGGUGACUAAUGGAGAAAUGUAUGACUGUACAAGACUUAGGAGAUGCCAAAACUCCUGUCUGAAAUUAAUCUUAACCAUUCCUCAAACUUCCAAUGCUCUCAAUCAUAACUCUAAGCUAUGCAAGGGGUAAGUUUCUAGAGAAACUGUUGUGGUGUGUCAGUGGGGGAGUAUAACAGGGUAGUUUGGUAUUAUCAACUGAGUUGAUAAUAUAAAUUGGCCACCAUAAAGAGUUUCAAAGCUGAGGUUUCAAGCAUUAGCCCUCAUCAGAGGGAAUGGAAGACUUGUGGGUUGUGUAUGUGUGUUUAUGUGCAGGAAAUGGAACUAUGCUAUUGGUGCGAAGAUGGUGAAGAGAAAACAAGAAUCAAUUAGUUUAACCAUUUAACUCCCAGAUAAAAUUUGUAAUUCUCCUUAGAAUCAACUAUACAAUUCUUAUAAUGUUAGUUCAGAGAAUUUAGUAUUGGAUCAACUUAUUAUCCCUAAAUUGAUAUUUUUCUUUAUUCUCAUGACUUAUCUGGUUGAUCUUGUAUUGAUAUCGUAAGGAGAAAUUCUGUCUUGGUCACCUUUGGGAGUUAAAGGUUUAAUGAAAAGCCCUUGACGGUUGAAUUACCAUCAUCAUUUUCCCACCAAUAGGAUAGCUCCAUUUUCUGCAUACAAAAUACACACACAACUCACAAUUCCUCCAUUUGCUCUGAUCUGGACUAAAGAAGCUGGUUAUUUCUUUCAUUCAUAACUCUAAGCUGUGAAGGGGGUAAAUUUCUAAAGGAACUGUUGUGCUGCGUCAGUAGGAGAGUAUAACAAGGUAGUUUGGUAUUAUCAACCAAGUUGGUAAUGUAAAUUGGCCACCAUAAAGAGUUUCAGAGCUGAGAUUUUAAGCAUUAGCCCUUGUCAGAGUGAAUGGAGGAAUUGUGGGUUGUGUGUUUAUAUGCAGGAAAUGAAGCUACACUAUUGGUGGGAAUAUGAUGACAAGAAAACAGGAAUCAAUUAGUUUAAUGAAAAGCGCUCGACAUAUGAAUUACUGUCACCAUUUUGAUGGGUAGAUGCACUUAGGAUAGCUCCAUUUUCUGCCUAUGAACACACACACAUACAAUCCACAAUUCCUCCAUUUGCUCUGAUCCAGACUGAAGAAGCUGGUUAUUGUUUCUUUUAAUCACUUGGUUUUAAAGAUUGAUUCAGGGAUAACACUGUGAAGAGAAAUUAGAUGCUAGUCACUCUUAGGGGUUAAAGGAAUAACAAAGCUUUUACAAUAAUAAUAAUAAUAAUAAUAAUAAUGGUUUAAUAUCAGUACAUCCAUGGUAUGACUCUUCGCCUGAUAUAAGAUAAAAAGAAAAAAAGCUAGUGGAUGCAAUUCUUAUAUUGUAAUAUGUUUCUUACUGGACCUUUCUUAAAAGUCUGGGUCAGGGUGCAGUGCAGUUUCCUGAUUAUUUUUUUUAAUUAUGUUUUUACAGUGUGAACUCUGCUAAUUAUUGGAAUUUAUCCAGAAGAUAAUUAGAUGUAGCUUUCAACGUUUUCUUUUACUUUUUUAGGAAAUAAUUGAUUUUAAAAUUCUCAAGACAACCCGAAUUGAAAACAGUAAGUGAUCAUGUGUUGUAAAUAAAUUUUUGAUAUCUGAGUGUCAACCACUAUGUAUUGUUUGCUGUUGGCAGUUUGUGUUUUUCUCUUGUUCUCUGAAAUGACAUUGUAUUUUCACUUUUCUAUGAACGUAGGUUUUCAUGAUCAAAUCACCAAUGAUGUGUGAUGUGCCGUUAUUUAUCUACAUGUUGCACAGAUGAGCCUAUUAUUUGGAAUGGUGUAGUUUUUUUAAGCCCUUUAAUUCCCAAGAUGUGAUUGUUAAUUCUACCCUCAAGCUGUCACACAUUAACUUCUUUGUAAAUUAGCUCUGAGAACUUGGUGUUAGAUCGAGAUAAAAACUUCUUCCUGAUAAGCAAGAGUAUUAUUAUAACCUGUUUGCUGGAUAAUGUAUGGAUAUUAUGGGGAGAAGUUACAUGUUUAAUCACUUCUGGGAGUUAAAGGGUAAACCAAAAAAAACUGAAUCAAAUAGAUUCAUAAAUUAUUUAUUUCUAACUUUAACCAGGACAUAAAUGCAGGUCUCCAUAUCAAAACAACUAAAGGGGCCAAAGUUCUUAGAAGUGAGCUUUUGCAGUGUAAUUUAUCGGUAAGUUUAAUCCCUGAAUAACCUUUUUCUUUCAGAACUUUUGGGCACAGUUGACUUUGUGCUCACUGAUGGAACAGUUGUGUUUAGGACGUGUGAGGCAGAGAAACAGAAUGUUGUCUUUCAAAUGGUUUGUACAACCUUCUAAUAACCUGUCUGAGUUUUUAACAAACUUUUAGAAACUAAGAUGAGUACAUCUAUAAGUUAGCAGGUGGAGAACUGAUUACUCACAACAAAUACCUUUAUGUUCAAAACAAAAAAAACAAAAGGGUGGCCAUGAUGCAGUUGUGCAUGUUAUGAGAAACUUGUGAGCUUAAAUCUUGCUUAUAGAUCUGGUAAACUAGACUCUGCAUUGGUGAAUCAAUGGUGCAAGUCCUGACCAGGUCUCUGUGCUGUGUUCUUGGGCAAGGCAGUGUACAAUCAAAUUGGUUCCAUCCACUCAGGAGUAUAAAUAGGUGUUUGCAUAUUGUCCAGGAAAGAUAAAAAAAGGGGAAAGUCAGCUCUCAAGCCAAUUGGCUCAUCCAGCCAGAGCUUAUUACAGUUUCAGUGAGGUAAAGCAUUCACUCCCCCUGGAUGGGAUGCUAGUUCCCACGCAUUUCUUCAGCUUUCCCUGACAGUUCAUCAGUACCUAUUGAUACUCCUGGGUGAAGAGAGGCACCCUGUGAGUAGUGACCAGCCACAUCUCAAACCCAAACCUCUGGACCUACACUGUACAGUCCACAUAUUUAACCAUUAAUCCUCCAACCAACUUUCUAAAUUCCAAUUUGACUUGCAAACAUUGGAUAAGAAGAGCUACCUCACGGAAUGUUAGACUUCUAAUUCCCAUUUCUUUUAUUUUUAUUUGUUUUAUCCACUUGUCUCCACAUACUGUAAGAGAACCUGACAAAAUUCUUGGGGCUAACAAUGGAUGAGGAGCCUAUCUUGAAGGAGUGGCAAUAUACCAUUUGCCUCUGUGCUGUGUAAAAAUGAGGAUAGGCACUGUUCCUGUACAUGUACCAGCAAUUGUAAAAUGUGCCUUUCAAUAUUGUAAAUAUGUUAAAUAUUAUAAUUAUAUAACUUGCUAUCAUGUGAUACUGUUUACUUCUGUUUGUUGCAUUUGCAUAAGGUGUAAACUGGUUCUUGUAUCAACUGUUGAUACACAGCCACAGGCUGUGGUUGACACAUUUUGUGUUUUCUUAGGGCACAGCAGACCCAGAGAGAGCCUUGAAAGUUGCAAAACUCUUGUAAGUCACUGUUAUACUGUUAUGGUCAUUCAAAUUACACAGUCAGACAAUGUUUUAAAACUUACUGUUCUAAAAUUCUGUUCAAAGCCUUGGUGAUCUAAUAGUGGCAAAUAACUAAAGAGUCAUCUGCAAAUGGUUAGAUGUUGUAGUCUCCUUGGGUAAUGACAAUAAAUGUAGGCCCCUUCUGCUUCUCUGUACUGGUUGGUGAGACUCUUGCACUUUUUGCAAAGCCAUGAGGAGGGACUGUAGCUCCUGGUAUUGUGGUCUGGCCUUGUUUCCAAAAAUUCUUGAAUAAGUGAAUAAUUUAAUUUCAAAAAAUUGGAAACUACUCAAAUCAAUGCAAUCUGACCAAAGUUCCCUACAAAUCGUUGUAAAGUGCUUCUGAGCAUAUUGAAAAGGAGAAUGUACCAUAUGAAUGCAUCAUCAUUAUCAUUAUCAUAAUGUUUAUGAUUGUCUCACUUAAUUUGCUUUCUGCUACUCCUGUUAGAGAAAAUGAUGUUGCUGGAAUUGAUGUAAACAUGGGCUGUCCAAAAGAUUAUUCUUGCAAGGUAAUUGAAGGAAACCAUCUUUGAAUUUGAGAGGAUAAUUUGGUUAAAUCACCUAAGUUGUUGAUGUAAAUUGGCCACCAUAAGAAGGUUCUGAAGCUGAUGUUGUAAUGAUGUGCCCUUCAUCAGAGCAACAUCAGCUUUAGAAACUUUUUACAGUUUCUUUAGAAACUUACCCCUUAAUUAAUUUAAAUUAAAUAGUUCACUGCUGGCUGGUGAUGUUUUCUCACACCCUAUUUCAAGGUAGAUUAUUGCAACAAAAAUGUUUGGUACAUGAAUGUACAGCUGGUAGCUGGAUUGCAAGCUUGCCGCUUAUUGUUUUUGUUUCUGUUUGUCUUUGCAGGGAGGGAUGGGUGCAGCAUUAUUGUCCCAACCAGACAAUGUGCACAAGGUCAGUUAUACCAUCCCAUAAAUUUCAUUUGUAACAUUUGUAUUGGGUAUAAUCUUAUUACACUGCACUUUUAAUCUUUAAGCCUUUGACACCUACAUGUAAGAGUGACUAACAUCUAAUUUCUCUUUACAAUAUCACCCCUGAAUCACACAUUGAGGCCAUGAGAAUAAACAAAAUGAUCAUAAAAUAAUGAAACACUUGAUUUUAAAACAAAUUCUCCUUGUCAAUGCCUUGGAAAAUGUGUAGCGAGCAGUAUGGAGAAUAUGUACAUUGAACAUUUUACAUUGAUGUUAGGUUGUAAAGCCGGGGUUAACUAACAUGUCUUUUUACUGGUGGUAUUUUUGUGCAGAUCCUUACAACCCUUGUGCAGGGAGUGUCCAUGCCAGUAACAUGCAAAAUAAGAAUUUUGCCCACUGUAAGUAAACGAUGUGAAUUUAAAUAUUGCCUUUCGUACCAAAAGGUACCUUUUGUUAUUGACCUCUGUGGAACCAAACUUAAAGUUGUCGUAGAGCCUAAGAGAACUGAAAGUAAUUUCUGUUUUAUGUGAAAUGGAUGGAAGAUAACAGUCCUGUGAAAUUUAAAUUGCGAGUCCUUUGUAUUAUGGUUGUUAGCGGGCUCAAACUUGAAAUUCCUUGAAAUUCAUCGAACGUUUUAGAACUUGAAUCUAGGCUCGUCCGUGACUCAAAGUGUUCGAGAAUUACGAUUCGAGUUUCGAGGAACAACUCUCGAGGAUCGAGUUUCGAGGAUCGAGACAUGCGUCCUUAUUCCUAGCUCGUUUCCAGUGUCUCUCCGUUGGGGUUGCAGGAAGAGAGGACCUUAGUUCUCUUAUGUCAAGUUUCCCUUCUGAUUUUGAUGUUUCUAAUUUUUUUUUUGAGGGUGAAAAAUGUUCCGUAACACAAUUUCAGUGUCUGUGACUGACUGUGAUUUGGCCAUCCGUGACUGUUAUGUUCACCCUUAAAACGGAUAACGAUAUUUUUCUCAAGCUCAUCCAAUACUUGCUAAUUAACCCGAUAGUAAUGCCAAAUUCUCUCAACUGAUUUAAAGGAAAAUGUAAAGGAGAACAAGUAGACGGGAGAAUCCUUAACAGGACCUUAUGUAUUAUAUAUUUAAAAAUAAUUUUUUUCAGUUUUUCUGUCGCCUAACGCGUUGUUUAUUUUCGUUCUUGUUUUCUUAUUCUUUGUAGAUUGAAGAAACAGUUGGUUUUGCUAAAAUGGUAGAGGAAACCGGUAUCGUCGCUCUGGCUGUUCAUGGAAGGUAGGUUGGCCACAGGUAUGCAGGGCAAGAACAAUACGAACAUUUUGUGGUUGUUGCUAGGGCGCGAGGCGAGAAAACUGGGUCAAGUUUAUGAACUAGAGGCUUCUGGUAAACUCCUCAUAAAUUAUACUGCGCUUUAGAUAAAAUUAUUUCGGGAAAAUCUUUUUCUUAACGGUUCUACUUCACGAAACAUUAAUCGAAGGUAGAAUAAAAGGAAAGCUAAGCAAAGGGAAAUUAUAAGGAAAGGAAUCCUUGUAGCAGAACGAUUUCUGAACAGUCAAAGACUAUUGUUGUAAUUCAUGAUUUUAUUGAUAUUUUUCUCAGGGAAAAACACGAGCGUUCACGAGAUCCGGUGCACAUUAAUGUCAUACGUGAAGUUGCUAAGGCUGUCUCCAUUCCUGUAAUUGCAAAUGGUGUGUCACUACUGGUAAAUACGUACAAAGAUAUUGAAAAAUAUCGUCAGGAGACAGGUUGUUCGUCAGUCAUGUUGGCAAGAGCCGCUCAAUGGAAUCCUUCAAUCUUUAGGUAAAGUUCUCCAAGGUUUUUAGUUCUGAAAUACUUCUUUUUUCUCUUUGCCAUUAAUUAAACGUACUAAUUCACAUGUCCAGUAAAUAUGUAGCUCGGGAAUAAUUUCGUUGACCUACUUGUGCUCAAUGCUGGUGUGUGAACUUUUACGUCUGCAAGCGAGAAUGACUCAUGUAGCUUCCUGUUUUCACUUCUACAUGUGGUGAGGGUAGAAGGCGGAAUGAGUAUGCAGAAUGGCAUAAUAUAAUAUCUGUGGAAUGACGCUAGGGCAUAAAUUAACAUCAGGACAAUCUACAGGUGUUCCGCGUAAAUUAUACUAUUCCGUAAGUCAUGCCACAUGCCGCAAACGCGUUCCGCCUUUAACCCUCACCGUCCCACGUGUGAAUGAGAACGGGCUUUGUGAGAGGAAAUUGUCUUUCUCAAUAAAACAACCGAUUAACUGGACGAAGAUUGAAAUCGCACAUGAUAAUUUUGAUCCAGAGCAGAAAUGUAUUUUCCUUUCCCGUUUCUAAGAAUGAUACAUGUUGGGUCAAGAUUGAUCGAUCGUACGGCGUAAAGUUUUACUUUGUGUGAUCAAUGUAUUGACCAGAUUAUUUUAAUUUCCAAUACAGGAAAGAGGGUCGCUUAUCUGCCUUACAAGUGAUAACGGAGUACAUUAAACUGGUAAUGAUUCAAAAAUUCAAAUUCCCUUUCUUCUUGUCGGAUACUUUAUUCUUGGUUUUAAACCGAAGUUAUCAUAUCCCACCCAGUUUUAGUAAUAGGUGUGCAAUUCUUAGUCAAGUUGUUGCUGUUUGGGGUGAUUCAACCUCCAAAUGACUUAUGAAUCACUGUCACAUCGAUAUCGCUGCUGUGAUGUGUAAAUGACGUGAACAGCGAAAAAUCUCAGUCAAAGGACGUUAUAUUCUUUACAUGGGUCAUUCCCACUCUUUCAACACUUUUCCGAGGUCAUUCCUUACUAACUACCUUGCAUUAGGCAUCCUCUCUGUAUACACUUAAACAUGUAGCUGUUUUCUGUUAAAAAGCGGAGCCUGUUUGAUAGAGGGAUAACUCCAGUCGCCGUUCUCUCGUAAAGCGAGCACGACCACCUAUCUUCCUUUUCGACUUAUCCAUUGCAUGGAACUGAAUUAAGUAAGUUGAAUAUUCGUCAAGGUGAUAUGUAGCUAUACGAACAUCCUAUAGUGGUAGAGGGAUGAAAAGCAUCAACAUUUAUACCGGAUAUUUAUAUUCUCCGUCUUUGCAGGCUAUAGACUUUGACAAUAACUUUGGGAAUACAAAAUACUGCCUUCAGCGGCUGUUGCAUGAAGAUACAACAUCUUCAGAGGCUCUUCAGCUUCUUCAUGCUAAAGAAAUGCGAGACAUCUGGUAAGGGCAUAAGAAGAAUUUCUGAAGCUUGCUGUGUAGUUGUGCUCAGCAUUAGCACAGGAUUAUUAAAAAAAAUCCCCUACCAGUAUGUGAAAAGCGGAAGUGAAGUGCAUUUAUAUGACGAAGUUUUAAUAUGUCGAGGAAAGACAAAAUGAGUUUCAGUGAUACUUCUUGAAAAAGCUUCAUGGUUUAAAGGUCAGUUUUGCGACGUGCAGUACUACCCUAAUAGCGAAGCAUGUCACAAAAUAUUAUUUCGGUAAGACAGAAAACACAAACGAGGCAAAAGUAAACCAGGAACGUAUAUUAUUAUCUUUAUAUUAUUUUGAUUACCUUACCCUAUACCUCAACCGACAGAUAAUUUGACAUACUGUCUUAGGCAUGAGGAAAACUCAUCUUCUACUCCAUGAAAGAAACUGACUUUUUUUGCAACCUUGCGAACAUUUCCCACUCAUUCCCAAAUUUUGUUACAAACUUUCUCAGUGAAAUAUGGAAUCUUACCUCAUACUUUGAUGAUGCCGUUCAGAGGAGAAAACAUAAAAUGGAAACCAUGAAAGAUGACGAGGUAAGACAGACUACCAAGCAAGGAAUUAAACAAAUUGAUAGUCAAUCAGAAAUGUAAUUCUCCUUUUCGAGGUUGGAAGUAAUCAAGAAAACAAUAUCAGUAUGUUCAUACUUACCUGUCACUCACGUCUGACAACAAAAACAGCAGGUAAAGCUACUGUUCAUGAAAAUUUAUGCUCAGUGCCAAUGAGCAGCUCGUAAUUACAUGACUUUGAAACCAUAAUAAAAGAAAACCCCUCAAAUUAUCCUUCCUAAGAUUUUAAUGAUAGGGUUACUCCUGUUUUGUCCCACGGUGUCUUUUUUGUUGUCGAAUUUUUUCGAACGUAGAAUGAGAAGAGGAAACGAAAAAGUUCGGAUUCUUCAAGUGAAAUAACUGAAAUUAAAGUCAAGUAUCUCAGGUUAGUAAUCGAACUGUGAUUUGUUGUUUUUUUGUCAAUCGUUGAUGGAAAAACAACGUUACUGUUUUAAAUUAAUUCUUAAGCAGUUGCUUUCUUGACUGUCAAUAUUCAUGUUUACCUCUAAUUUAUUUUUCGUCUCUUUUGUAGAAAAAUGUACACAGGUGGUGUCACACCCAAAGGGAUCCUUCUGGAGUGGUCAAGGUUUGCAUUAAAUUUGGUAUUUAUUUACCUCCCCUGUGAAUAAUGUGUAAGCCGCUUAGCGGUUGCUGUCUUCAAGCGAUGGCGACAUCAAAUCUAUAAUUGUGCCUCCACGUCUUGAGUGUAUUUGAACUCUGAUGGGUACACGCCUAGCUUUUCUUUUCUUUAUUGAGGGCCAUGUUGGAUUUGAUACUCCAACAAACUGCACGAAUCUGUAACCAGAUUUUUUUUUAGCGUUACCUAAUUGCCUAACCUUACAAUUUCAUUUCUACACUUGUAGUAGUAGGAGAUGUUGUACAGUUUGGUAGCAGCAAUAGCAGAAGCAACAUUUAAAGUGAAUAAUGACAAAGACAACAAUGACAAAAAGUAAUUUUUUUUCUACUUUCUUUAGGCGAAACAGAAUCAAACAGCCUACAUAUGAAACCGUAAGUGUCUUUUAUAAACCAGUUUUUGGCCUGGUUUAGAGUUCCUUACUCAGAUUUUUCCUCGAGACAAAAUAUGAGUUGGAAUGGUUUAACCUUCUUUAAAUGUACAUUCUACAAUAAGGUAAGUUCCAUUAUUUUAAUGAUUGAAAUUCUUUAGUACAUGGAUACGAAGUCAUGCUUAAUUCGUCACUCUUUUCUUUUUUGGUAGAUUGAAAGGGAAGAGGAUAGAUGGUUCAAAAGUGUUGUUCUCGUCGGAGACAAAAAAUAUUCUUCAACGGAAUGGUGAGUGUUCAUAAGCAAGUGUCAGUUGUUUCCGCUGAUAGGUACUUAAAUUUUCAUCUUUGGUUUUAUUUUACGUGUUGUAAGUGUGGAACACGCGAUGGCCUGGGGCGCUGGACUCUGGGUGGACAGUUCUGGGAUCGAUUCUUGGCCAGGUCAUUGUGUCGUGUUCUUAGUGAAGAUACUAUACUCACAUGAAGUACUUCUCUUCAUCCAGGAAUAUAGAGAGGUAUUGCUAAUUGUCAGAUAAAAUGCAUCCUAUCCAGUAAUAUCCCUAGUCGUUUCAUGCUUUGAAAAGCGGGGUAAGGUCCGGGCGGUGUGCCGGAAUAUUCGGGCGACUAAUUUCGUGUCUUUUUAUAAAGCAAUAUGCUAUACUGUGAUUGGCUAGUUUUGUAUAUCAAUCGUAGGAUGUACUGAAGGAAAAAUCGGUGUAAUAUCAGAUCAUAUAUGAUAAUCAGAUGAGAAGUGGUCUAUAUAAAUAUUUUGGUUAAAAAAAUGAGUUAAGCUUCUUGUUAUUUUCGUCAUAAUUGUAUCUCUGCAGGGAAGGCAGCAAAAAAGCUGCUGAACAGGCUGCCGCCAUUGUUUGUUUACAAUCCUUGGGUGUCCACGACGGACGAUUGAAGGCGGAGAGCACGUGACAUUACCUCUUUCUCCACGGUUCUCCGUGGAAUCAAGCUCAAACAAGCCCCGAAUGGAAUGAAACUGCAUGCUCUCUACUUAUGUCGGAAUGACACAUAAUUUACAUGGAUAGAGGUUGCAAACCACAAUUCAUCCAGUUGUUCAUCAAGACUGGCUUGUGUGUUUCAGGCGUAUUUUUGUGGUAGGCUCUGUAUGGAUGUUGGCUGUUCUGUAGAAAACGAAAAAAAAAAUGCAAUUGUUGUGCCCCGAAAAAGUCAAAAUUUCACUCUCCUGUUUUGUCUGAGUUCGUUGUUAGUUGUCAUGAAUGUCAUUAGUAUAUACCACACAGGUGAAUGGUGCUUUUUGUGCGCACUGAUUGGCUCGUUCGGAAGUGAUUAGGAAGUGCACUUCACCGCUGAGCAGCCGCAGAGGCAAAAUCGCGCGUAAAGAGUUUAAUUUGUGACCAAUUUUCGGUAUGUUGACAGAAAUCCACGAAUUUUUCUAUUUCAGUCCAGUAUAUACUACAAAGACACUUCGCUAAGAUGAAAGUGUUGAAUAUUAACCUCCGUUUAUUUGAAUAAUGGAUAAUUAUUUAUUAUAGUGUUGCUUUGUUGAAAUGUGUUUAGUCAGAAAUCAAGUCCACUUAACAAGGAAAACUUAACAGUCGGUUACUUACACGAGGUUUAAACAAAACCGUGGUUUUACGCAAUCAGUGGGCCUUAGGUUGUACCUGUAGUUAGAUCGAUUUCAUUCACUAAAUGUCCUUUCCACUGUCAGCUUUCGUUCCUCGUGACACUGUUCACGAAAUAAGUGUUCUGAUUAAAGGUUCGGCUAAACUGAAGAUGGUUUAGAACGCGGUUUUGUUGAAAAACGGCUAACGUUUGUUUGAAUAAUCAGACCAUAGAUUCCUACUUUGCAAUUUUCCCGCAGUUUUUCAAUUAUGAUGUCUCCAUUUUACCAGACAAAUAACUUUUGAUUUCCCCUUUUCGUUGAAGGCAACUUUCUAUGUCAAGACAAAAAAGGAAAAUUUCGUCACGUAGCGUAAACGUUGGCUGUUCGUUAAAAUACAUAUGUGCAUAGGCUUCGAAGCUGUCGGCAAAUGGUGCUUUUUAGUCAAAAAGAAGACAACGACAUUGAUCUCAUAUCAUGCCAUCAAGGUGCGAACUCCAAAAUGAAUGAAAGUAAAGGUUAUCUUGUUUUGUUAAAGAAGGUGUGCUUGAAAUUUCGUGCAGAGAGAAAUCAAGCUUGGACAUUUCUAAGGUAUUCUGUCGGAUGGAAUUUAGUUACACUUGACAUAGCCAUUAGUCUUUGAAAUUGUUUGUUGAACUGGGUUAAACGGUGCAAGCGAAUGGUUUGAGGCAGAACAACAUGGCCAGAGGUUGGAAAACGCCAUCGAUAAGAGGCGUCGGUCAUCGUUCUAAAUUAUGACUGCU
Molecule: messenger RNA, 12580 nt
Organism: Pocillopora meandrina
Lineage: Eukaryota; Metazoa; Cnidaria; Anthozoa; Scleractinia; Pocilloporidae
Source: the annotation of a GenBank genome assembly